Molecule: messenger RNA, 1290 nt
Organism: Medicago truncatula (barrel medic)
Lineage: Eukaryota; Viridiplantae; Streptophyta; Magnoliopsida; Fabales; Fabaceae
Product: putative clathrin assembly protein At4g40080
Exons: 1
Coding region: 166-1152 (328 amino acids)
Biological process (GO): vesicle budding from membrane; clathrin-dependent endocytosis; clathrin coat assembly
Cellular component (GO): clathrin-coated vesicle; clathrin-coated pit
Molecular function (GO): phosphatidylinositol-4,5-bisphosphate binding; SNARE binding; clathrin heavy chain binding
Source: RefSeq, a predicted model, not a curated record
UAACACAAACAAUGAACCGAGGCACAUUAACAAGUUAGCAUUAAAAACAUCUUCUAUUCAACAUUUUCAUUUUCUCUACCAAAACAGUAAUACUUUAUCAUCAAGUAACAAUAAUUCAUAAUCUGUAAUAAUCCACAUUGAAGCUAGAAAGAGUUGUUCGUUUCAAUGAAGAAGAAACUGAAAGAGAUGAUAGGCAUAAUGAAGGACAAAGCAUCACAAAGCAAAGCUGCAAUUUUAUCAAAAACCAAAACUCUUUCCCUCCUUCGCGCCACGACACACGAUUCUUACAACCCUCCAAAACACAAACACCUCUUGACUCUUCUUUCCUCUGGAGACGGUUCACGUGCCACCGCAUCCUCUGCGGUGGAGCUUCUCAUGGACCGUCUCCAAACCACUCAUAACUCAGCAGUAGCCCUUAAAUGUUUAAUCUCCGUUCACCACAUUGUCAAACAUGGCACGUUCAUCCUCCGUGACCAGCUCUCCGUUUACCCUUACACUGGUGGUAGAAACUACCUCAACCUCUCUAACUUCAGAGACAAAACAAGUUCAAUAUCUUGGGAACUCUCUUCUUGGGUUCGAUGGUACGCGGAAUACAUUGAAAACCUUCUGUGUACUUCUAGAACUCUUGGUUUCUUCCUCGGUGAAACGACGCCAGAGAAAGGAGUUUCUUAUCUUACCAAUAGUGAUCUGUUAAGAGAAACUGAUUCUUUGUUGGCCUUGAUGGAAGGAAUUGGGAAAAAACCUAAUACUCCAAUGAGUGAACAGAACAAGGUGGUUGUUGAGAUAAUGGAUUUGGUGGAAGAUGAUGGGGUUAUGGUGAUGAAUGAAGUUUUGGUUAGAGUUAAUGAAUUUGGGGAGAGGGAGAAACUGGGCUGUCUUGGUUUUGGAGAAGUGGUGGAAUUGGUUUGUGUUUUGAAGAGAUUGGAAAUGUGCAGAGAGAGAAUAAUGAUGAUGGAGGUGGUUGAGGAGAAGAAAUUCUGGGAUUUGGUGAGAGAAUUGAAGGAAAAGGUUGGGAGGAUGAAGGUGUAUAGAGAAGAAGGGAAGCUUAACAGGACAGUGACAAAAGACAGAAGAACCGAGUCUGAUCGGUUUGAUGACAGAGUUCUUAGGUCUGUUGAUUCCAUUAGGUUUCCUUCUUCAAGGUUCUUGUAAAUAUGUAAAUAGUAGUAUAAUACAUAUUGUUUUUUUGCCUGAUUCUCUUGUAUUGAUAUCUUAACUUGCACUGCAAGUGUAUAUAGCAUUGUGAUGUUAGUAAUUGAAGUAAUGGAUUGUUUUGGUUGAAACUUGAAA